UCCAGACGAGAGUCGUGGCGGGUUUCGCUAGGUGGCGCCAGCGCGGAAACAGACACGUGUGUGCCAGUCUGAGGGCAUAAACAGCACGGCAGGAGCGAAAGAGAAGCGGAUUGCUCCCCCGUUUUGCGGUUGCUGUAGAAAAAUCUCGUUUAUGUGAUUAUUUUGUUUAACACGUUCGUUCUGUGACCCCCGAGGUCUGGUUUCAGCAUCUCCGCUGCCCCGAUUAUAUAAAAAAAAAAAUAAUAACUGAACAUUACAGGCAGUGCUGGAUAAAGAAAGAGGACCCGGGGGUUCCCAGUUAGACCAGAACAGAACAGCUUCCGUUCAUAACGCUGCGUUUCCAGAAGAAAAGGAGGAAUGAGACGCGCCUGUGAAACGAAAGAGAUGGACAUCUGCAGCUCCUCCGCGUCUCUCCUGCAAGAGGAGCUCGCCUCCGCUAUCGAGCCCGCGGUGAAAGCGGCUGUGCUGAGCGUCAUGUCUGCCUUAGCAAAGUUCGUGGACAGCAAGUGCGCGGUUUUCCACCUCAGACUGGACGAGAGAGACCAUGAAUUUGAAAGCGUGCGAUUGCGCUUGGAGAUAGCGGAGAGCGAGUUGAAAGCAAUACGGGAAGGAGAAUGCAUGAACGCCGCCGAUCAGAUCUUUGCACACCCUCUCACGAAGUCCGAUGAAGGAUACCGCGGGAGCGACGUUGAUUUGCUUCAUCUACCCGAGCUGGAGCAGGGAAAGGACAGUCCGGUCCACUCGAGGACAGCGGAGUGGAGACGCACCGGGGAAGGUCCUGCAGAGAGAGAUGCUCUUCUUCACGCUGAGGAAGGGUCGAAGGCAGAAUCAGCUCCCUUUCAAGAGGAGCUCUUUGACCAGGAAUGGUGCAGGAGUCCAAAUCAGGCUACAGAGCUGACAUCUACUGAAGGGAAGGAGGAGAAACCUGGACUAGAUCCUGUCCAUAUUAAAAAGGAGAACCCUGAACUGAAUCCUGUCUGCAUUAAUGAAGAGAUCCCUGGAAUCGAGUCGGUCAUCAUUAAACAGGAGGUUCUUGAACUUGAAUCUGACCCCGUUGAAGAGGGGGGUUCUGACCACUUUGAAAGACAGCAGCAGAUUUAUGCUGGACAGAAACUGCAUUGUUGCGUGGAAUGUGGGAGGAGCUUCACACAGCUACAGCACCUGAAAACACACCAGCGCAUUCACACAGGAGAGAAACCGUAUCGCUGCGCAGAAUGUGGGAAGCGAUUCACUCAGUUACAGCAUCUUAAAACACACCUGCGGGUGCACACAGGAGAGAAACCCUAUUUCUGUACUCAGUGUGGCAAGAGAUUCACACAACGGAAAACCCUUAAGACACACCUUCGUAUUCACACAGGAGAGAAACCCUAUUCCUGUACUCAGUGUGGUAAGUGUUUCAUACAACAGCAUUCCCUGAAAACACACCUUCGUAUUCACACAGGAGAGAAACCCUACUGCUGUGGUCAAUGCGGCAAGAGUUUCACACAGUUACACCAUCUUAAAACACACCAGCGAACUCACGCAGGAGAGAAAUAGGAUAUGUAAAACAAAAUACAGCCUGCCACCAGACCUAUAGCACCAGAGGACAACACAGAUCUGGAAGCUCCACUGCAGAAGCACAGAUGCCCUGUCGGCCACAGGGGUCACUGCUGCACGGUGAGCUGUGGAUUCCCCUGCCGACCUAAGCCCUCCCUGCCCGGGCAGCGCUCGGCCAAUUCUGCUGGUCACGGUCUGCUGUGACAGAGCCUGGACUCGAACCUGCGAUCCCACAAAUGGAGUCCUUUUAAGAUAUAGAACAAUGUAUAUAUUUGUAUAUAUUUGUAUGUAUAUAUUUUUACCUUUUAUUCUUAAAGCAACAACAAAAAGACCUGGCCAAAUGACAUGACAUUGCAAAUCUCAGGGUACAUUUCCACUCCAGGACCUGGAACUGCGUGUUUCAAGGUGACCGCUUCAAAAACGCACCAGGAGAUGGAAGGAAUACAUGAUUAAUGGACUUCAAGUGGAGCAGCAGAGAAAGAGCUCAGUAGAAGACGAUGAGCGCGUCAGGGGGAAGCUAUUUAACCUGUCCGAUUUCCCCCGCUUAAACUAGCGCUGGUGCCUCGUUCGUGCGUAAGCUGGUGCUGAGUGCGUACAGACAAAGACCAAGGCGAUCAUGUAAAAUCGCUUUCAGUUUUCUUUCUGGCUGUAUCCAAGAAAGUUGGGUAGCUGCUAAUCAUCACUGCCCAGAAUUCUGGCUCAUGAAAAUGACAACUCCAGUGCAGUACGGCAUGAAUAGAAAAGCAAAUGCAAAUCCCUUUCAAACACAUUUCAAGUCGCACACGGAGAACACAUACUAGAGUAACUCCACUAACAUCAAUUCAUAAGCGCAUCGCGUAAAACCAAAUGCAUUUUUCAUGAACGUAAACCUUUACAGUUUUUAAUUUUUACAAAUGGUUGAAAUGCAUUUCUGCAGCUCCCUGGCCAUGCGAGUGGCAGAUAGGCAUUUCUAGUAUGCCCAAUGCCUAGUGAAAAAUGAAGCACCUUCGCAGAUUCGAAUGUGUGUAUUUAACUGCCAUUAGGUGCAGCUGAGGGAACACAAAGGCUUGGUUUCAGGCUCCUGCACUGCACACCAGGGGAGACUUGGGGUUUGACACAGCACGGUUGCCUCGAAUUUCACAUGGAAAACGCAUCUUUCUACUCCUCAAAGCCAAGGAAAGAGUAUUCUGUUAUUGCAAUACACGUGAUUGUGCUGUAUAUAACCGACAUGCCACAUCUCCUUUCUCUGGUCUGCUUUCUCUGUGUCUGUGUCAGACUCCUUUAGCACACAUAGACUGUUAGUGUUCAUAUUGCUGCCCUGAGCAAAAUCAAUAAAUCGAAACA
Messenger RNA from Polyodon spathula (Mississippi paddlefish), 2859 nucleotides. RefSeq names its product zinc finger protein 41-like. The coding region runs from base 358 to 1536 and encodes 392 amino acids. Gene Ontology annotation, biological process: regulation of transcription by RNA polymerase II. NCBI's taxonomy places the organism in Eukaryota, Metazoa, Chordata, Actinopteri, Acipenseriformes, Polyodontidae. The transcript has 2 exons. The record is from RefSeq and is a predicted model, not a curated record. Gene Ontology annotation, molecular function: RNA polymerase II cis-regulatory region sequence-specific DNA binding; DNA-binding transcription factor activity, RNA polymerase II-specific.